AUGUUCACAUUAGUUUGAUCAUGGAAUGGAUUGAGGUUGGCCGUUGGAAUACAUGAUUAUGAUGAAAUAAUGUGGCUAGCCUGAAUUAGAAUUAGUAUGCACAAAUACGGAUAUCUUAUCAUCAUUAGGAGAACAAGAUUACGGUUCUGAAAACGACAUUUGAAGCGAUUCGUUUUAAUCAUUCAGUAGGCCUAGAUAUACAAUGUCGAGCUCUUGAAGCUGCCAACUUGAAACUGAAAGUUUGGAUACAAAGAACAUUCGAACUUUGAGAGUAAGAUGAUUAGACCUGCUAUAAAUGGAUAACUGCAAGCAUUUGUCGGUCAUUAAGAAGUGGAGUCAUUCAAUACUAAAUCCCCAGAAGUGGAUGUGUUAUGCCUGUGGAACUACAGAGAGUGUUUGGGCUUGCCUCAGUUGUCCAAGUGUAGCAUGUGGAAGGUUCAAUGAAGAACAUGCUCUCAAACACUUCAAAGAAACUCAGCAUCCCCUGUGUCUUGAAGUCAACAACAAAUAUGUCUAUUGCUAUCAGUGUGAUGACUACGUCCUCAAUGACAAUGUGUCUGGAGAUCUGAAAAUCCUCAGGAGUGCACUGAGUGCUAUAGCCACCCAGUCAUUUACAGAUGUGGAGUCCCGGGGAAGAAAGCUACUCAGGUCCUACUCUCACACUGCUGUGGUGUCUCCUUCAACAUCAAAUGAAGAUGACAAGUCAGUGACAGCAGAUUUUCACAGAAAACAGGUGUUGUUGAGAAAGACAUUUGGAGCAUGGAGACAGUUCAUAAAACAGGAGAGAGAUGUUGAUAGACAGGUGACACCCGAGAAAAGAAAAGUCGAGAUGUCUGUGGAAUGGAGUCCCUUCAUAAAGCGGAGGACUCUGAUCCCAGGACUCACAGGCCUCCGUAACCUUGGCAACACUUGUUACAUGAACUCUAUUCUUCAAGUAUUAAGCCACUUGAAGGAGUUCCGAGACUUUUUCCGACAACAGAUCCAGCCCAGUCCCAGUAGAGUUACCUCCCCUGAAAGUAGUCCACACUCCCUCAUAGGUAGAAAAUCAGCUACUCCAGUGACCAUCUCUCCAAGACCCCCUCACAGUUUUUACUCCAAAUCAACAGCAAUGCUAAGUCGACAAACUACCAUGGAAUGUUUUGAGCAUUUAAUGACUCCAGAAAAAACUCCAAUGACCCCAAUCAAAGAGAGGCCAGGAGGGUUACAUGGAGGGUCACAAAUGGUCACACCCAUCAAGGGGAAACUACUCUCAUCGAUUGGGGAGAAGAAAAUACCUUUCAAUAACAUCUCGCUUUGUCAAGAACUGAAUGGUCUUUUCCGAGUGCUGUGGUCAGGGAGAUGGGCACAGGUCAGUCCGCAUGGCUUCCUGCAGGCAGUGUGGCAGAGAAUACCCACAUUUAAAGGGCAUGCCCAGCAGGAUGCACAGGAAUUUGUAUGUGAAUUGUUAGAUAAAGUCCAGGAUGAAUUGAGUGACCUUGACCUGUUUGAUCUUGUAUCGGAUAUCUUCCAAGGUCAGCUAGUUAGCCAGGUGAGGUGCCUUGCCUGUGGAAAUGUCUCAGAAACGAAGGAAUCAUUCAUGGAUUUGUCUUUGGAAUUUCCUGACCGAUACCAGUUCACAAGUCUCAAUGCAAGGAUAGCUCAGGACAUCUGUCACAUUACAGAAAUGUUAUACAAAUUUACGGAAGAAGAAACUUUGGAAGGAAAGAUUUACCUGUGUGCAAAAUGUAAUGCUCGCAGGACAAGGAGGACUUCAAACCCAGUCCAUACUGAGGCCCACAAAAGACUGUUGUUGAAAAAACUCCCAAAUGUGCUGAGAUUGCAUUUAAAAAGGUUCAGGUGGUCAGGCAGGAACCACCGAGAAAAGAUCUCUACACAGGUGGCCUUCGAUGAUAUCCUAGACAUUGAGCCUUUCUGUGAUAAGUCGGAGGUGGAGAAGGGGGAGAGCUACGUAUAUAACCUGUUGGGGGUCAUCAUCCACCAUGGACGGGGAUUUGGAAGUGGUCAUUACACAGCCUACUGCUGGAAUACAGAAGCUAAUUCUUGGAUCAACUGCAAUGACUCAAAAGUAAAACUAUGUUCCAAAGAAGAAGUUCUAUUAAGCCAGGGAUACAUUCUUGUUUAUACCAAAAAUGUUGUUGGACAGUUGUCUCCUCUUGUUAAUUCGGACUCCAGUGUUGACUCGGAGAGUUCCAUAAAUGUUACGGACUCUUUAAUUGAGAAUUUAUCUCAGCAAGUUGAUGAAGACAUUACUUUUAAUUUCAAAACACCCACUGCUGAUGAAGUGACGUUGAAAUCCAGAAAGCGAAUCCAUGAGUCACACUUCCUCCAGCCAGAACACAGAAUCAUUAAGAGACGAAGAUCUACUUUGUGGUAGCAACAAAAGGGGUUGUAGAUCUGAUUUAUGAGUACGUUUGGAAGAAGACUGCAGAACCUCUAUUUUGUUUCUUAAGGCAGCAGAGUAUGAAUUACAUGUACCUUGUUAUAUGAGCAUCCAAUUAGGGUAAAUUCAUGUUCAUAUUGCAUGAAGGACUACAAUGAACAACCAAAGAUGUACUAUAUAUGUAUAUGUAAGCACUGUCAAUUCCAGCCUUAGCUAUUUUUGUCUAUUUACUGAACUGAAAAUUCCAAAUGUGUGCAAGGUAUAGGACUACUGAUCAGGAAAUACAAGGAAAGUGUGUUCUUUUCGGAGAACACACAAAUUUAAGAAAUUUGUUUCUUAUCCUUUGUAUGGCUCUUGUUUGCAAUACACCCCUUAGCUGAAUUUUACCUCAAACUUCUGAAUCCCCAUCGAUUUUAAUCUUGGGCAUACGUUUGAACUUUCCAAGUCUCAUGUUUUAUUGGAAGUGUCAUUUUUAUGUUUCAUACAAAUUGAUUUCUUUAUAAAAUAUUGGCAUAAUCAUAAUAAUUGUCUGUGUUUGUGUACAGCUAUUGUUUUUUUUAUUUGUAUGUUUUAUAAUUAUGUAGUAAGAACGAAGAAAUGCACCUUUUACAUAUCACACUCCAUUUCAUUCCUCAACUACAAUGUAAUAUCAGCUGGAGGGCUGACAUUGUUAUGGAAAAGGGUAUGCAUCAAUUGCUGUUGUAAUAUAGUAUAAACAGAGUGCUUGUAUUUUUAUGUACAUGUAUGUAAGCAAUGCCAAAGCUGACAGAGAGUUUAAAAUAUAUUUGUAACAAGCACUUGGUUUAGAAUAUCAUAAUGAUAUCAUACAUGUAUAUUGGUGUCGCUUAAGGGCACUUCAUGCAGGGCAUUACAAUGUAUUUGUUGGAAACACAAGAAAGCUUUUCUUUCUUUCUUUUCUUUUUUUUUUUUUUUAUUUCAGUAUGCUCCUCAUUUUGAACCCAAUAUAUUUAGAAGAGAAUUCAUUGAAAUUUGUAAUUGCGUAUGUAUUAUAUUAGAUAACUUUGAUAUUCUAUUUUUGUUAUUAUUUUUUUCUUAUGAUUUUGUAGUUUUCAUGUCUUACUUUAUCUUCGUCAUAAAAAGAUCAUAAGUAGAAGCACAUGCAGAACAUCUCAGGGACUUCAUUAAAAAAAUUCUAUUCCUAUUCCAGUAUUCCUAUACAUCCAUAUGUAACCAGAGUUACUUAAAGUAUUCAAUAUUUGAUCAUUCUGGUUAUACCUCUCAUUCAUUUUCAUUUGUAACUUUAAGAAAAAUAAAUCAUUGUAAAUAUAAA
Ostrea edulis (European flat oyster) is the source of this 3671-nucleotide messenger RNA. RefSeq names its product ubiquitin carboxyl-terminal hydrolase 44-like. The transcript is spliced from 17 exons. Gene Ontology annotation, molecular function: cysteine-type deubiquitinase activity; zinc ion binding. Gene Ontology annotation, biological process: protein deubiquitination. Gene Ontology annotation, cellular component: cytoplasm. The record is from RefSeq and is a predicted model, not a curated record. The coding region runs from base 296 to 2374 and encodes 692 amino acids. Lineage: Eukaryota; Metazoa; Mollusca; Bivalvia; Ostreida; Ostreidae.